CACGACGGGUUUCUGAGUUGUGAUUGGCAAAGUUCUUCAAAACAGUCUUUAAUCGGAGUCAAACCAAUCCAGAGUACUUACGGUAAAAAAGACCUCCUUCGAGGGUAUUAUACAAUGGACUGCUGACGCGGAAUUAGCAGGCUUCCACGCUGCAUCAGAAUCUGACAUCAAACGGCCAGAACUCUGAUGAACGAAACUCGGAUUCCAGAUUUCCAUCCAAAGUCUUACGCUGAAAUCGGAGAGAGAGAGAAAGAGAGAAUCGAUCAGCCAGCAGGCAGCACCUUGAUUACUUGAAAAGGAUUCAUUGUUGUUAUUAUUUUAUGAUGAUGAUGAUGUGCAGGAAGAUACAAACACAGAAAGCCUGGUCGUCGCUACCACCAUCCAGUUCUCAAACAUAUGAUUGCAUGAAAUGAAUGCAUAAAUAUGCAUCUUCUGUGUUUCCUCUGAAUCAAACAACCUGAGUUAUCGAUUUGGAGUUAAUGGGUUCUGAGAAAUGGAAGAAAAUGAGCGAGAAGCUCAACUUCGACGCAUUAUCAAUCCUGGCAGAACCCUUCUACAUCUUCACCCACACCAUCUUAAGCCUCCUUCUUCCUCUCUCAUUCCUCCUACUAGCCAGGCUCUCCACUGGACAACAUAUCCCCAGCUUCACCUCUUCUCCCACCUCCACCCUCUCCUCUCUCUUCCUGUAUGCCAUCAAUCCUCUUCUUGUUCAAUUUCUUGUUUCUGUUGUUUCCGUAUCUGCCCUUGUGCAUGGCCUCACCGGCCGAUUCCCUUCACUGAGCGAGUCAGUCAGCAGACCCCGCUUAUAUGCGGCAUGGGUUCUGCUUUGCUCUCUGCAGGUCUGCGUUGGAUUAGGCCUCGAAGAGACAAUUGUGGCCGGAUUUUGGGCGGUCGACUACGGGAACAGGACUCCGCUGAUAAGACGGUUAGUUUUCUUUCUGGGUCUGUACCAAACCAUGCUUCAUUGGUCGAGGACGGUUGUCAAACCAGUUGUGGACGACACGGUUUUUGGGUUCGAGAGGGACGAAAGAUGGGUCGAAAGGGUGGCCGUGGGCGGCUGUUUCGGUGGGCUGUGGUGGUGGAAAUUAAGGGCCGAGGUUGAAGCAUUGGCUCUGGUGGUUGAGGUUAAGAGAGAGCUGUUGAUGGAUGUGGGUAAUGCCGAAAUCUUUGGUUUGUGGUUGUAUUACAUGACGGUCACAGUUGGUUGGGUAAGGCUGGUAAAGGGGCUCAUACGUCUAGUAGACGGAGCUGCUCUGUUGUGGCCAAGGCCUAAGCCGAGCAACGAUUGCUCUUGUGUGGAUGAUGCCCAGGUCUAAAAUAGACCUAAUUGUUAAUGAUUCAUCGUUUUUCUUUCCACUUUAUAGUUUAUAUAUCCUUUCCUUAUUGAUAUUCUUUGUCAGACAAGGAUUCAAUUAUGCAUUCCAUUUGUUAGUCGCUACUACUGUAGUCAUAUUUUUUUCUUUCUUUUCCUUCUUUGAGAGAAUUAUCACAAAUGCAUGACUUUUUUAAGGGCUUCUGGCAGCCUAUUGAGAACUGAGACAGGGCAUAGGGCCAUCAACUUUCAUUGAA
Nelumbo nucifera (sacred lotus) is the source of this 1569-nucleotide messenger RNA. RefSeq lists its product as uncharacterized. The record is from RefSeq and is a predicted model, not a curated record. NCBI's taxonomy places the organism in Eukaryota, Viridiplantae, Streptophyta, Magnoliopsida, Proteales, Nelumbonaceae.